AUGGACGAUAAACUUGACGAAAAUACCAUGGAUCAUGAGGAGAGCUACCCAAGAAUUGAUGUGCCGAGGAGCCGAUAUCCUUAUUGCAUUGUGUGGACACCAAUCCCUGUAUUGACGUGAGUAGUAGUUAUUAAAGCUGUCAUUCGGAUUGAAAUUUUUCAGUUGAAAUGAUAUCCUUACCAUUUAUGUUAAUCUUGUUUGUAGAUGGCUUUUUCCUUUUAUUGGUCAUAUGGGAAUUGCAAUGUCCUCAGGAGUGAUCAGAGACUUCGCUGGUCCUUUCUAUGUUUCGGUAAGGAUCCUCGAUCCCACCGUACCUUCAUCCGAUCAUGACAUGUAUAUCAGCUUAAGCCUCGUUUUCGCUAGCGCAUAAACGUUCUUCUAGUGCUUAUGCGUAUGCUUAUGUGGUAGCUUUGACUAGUGAGAACGGGGUCGACAUGAGCACAAGCAUAAGCACUAGACAUCGUCUUCGUCAGCCAUCUUGUUUAUCAUCGAGUUAAGGAACUGGUAGCUUGUGUGCAUUUCUUUUGUCUGCUAUUAUGAACUUAACCUUCAUGUCCAAUACUCACCACUUGUUCAAGUCAUAAACCUUAAGAUUGAAGUGGCGAAGUUGGGCGACAAUUUAUCGGUUCCAUUGCUGAAUGUGAUAGAUGGACCUUUGAGUCAAAGAGUGGUACAGUAAAAACACGCAUGUAAGAACCUACAUUUUUCCAAGUUUGGCAAAACAGGUUCUUAUAUUUGGGGGUAGUUAUUGGCAAUUUAGGCUAAAGCAUGUUCUUAAUAAGUUCUUAAGUUUUCAGUAGAAACCAUUCCUGUACAAGCAGAAAAAAUAGGUUUAGUCCUUUAUGAUACAGCAUUUAUUUAUAACUGUCUUGUCAUGAGCCUUGUGCAAGAGUAACUAAACAAUUAUAUACACCAGAAACAAAGUAUCUUUUCAGAAAUAUUUGCAUACAAAAUAAAAUAUUAAAUGGAAUAAGCAAAAAAUGCAAAUGGCUGAACUUUAAGGAACACAAGGUCCAAAGAAAACAAACAACAAACAAUUACACACUUCACUUCACAAAGUCACCAAAGUUAUACUUCUUAGUUAAAACUGCUUAUGAAAAUAUCCCAUAACUCACAUAUAAGAACAUAAUAAAUUUUGCUUGGCUAAAAAGGUUCUUAUAUUUUGGGGUAUGAAAGUGGGAAAGUUCUGCCAGCAGGUUCUUAAACCGCUAGGUUCUUACAUGCAGGUUUUUACUGUACUGAUAAAGCUGCAUCUUUGAGAGCAAAGAGAAGGGUUACAACUUUUGUUGUUUGGUGUUGUUGGUUGCCCUCUAGUAUAGGUAAUGCAAGAACAAUGAACAAGAACACAUAGGGCGUGAUCUCUACCUUUUUUGAUAGAUUAUUUUGUUGAAUAGUUUAAAAAUGAACAAACAUCAAUAAGGAAGUUUGAAAAAAUGUAUACUAAUUUUAUAUAACUCAAACAUUCCGCCAGCUUUUUUGUUUCCGUUUUUGUUAUUUCUAUUCUACCCUCGAUAACUUGAACAAUGUUUUAAGCACAUGGCAAGUCAGAAAAAAAAACGGUGUAUCACUGUACAAGAGUAUGAAGUUCUGAGUUUAUUUUAAAACAACCGUGUCAAUUCUUUGUUAUCACUUUUUUCGUCACUGCAGUUCAAAUUCAAUGUCCAUCCUUGUAAAGUGUGCAUGAUACUUACAUUCCCUCCUCAUCUUUUUGCUUAUUUGCUUUGAACUCCUGAUAACUGAUCCUUUGUCUAGAAGGUUAAGUUACCGGGAGUGGACUGUAUUAUCAUUUUUUCAGUCCACAUUGCAUUAUUUUGUUUACUAUGUGAAUUGACCAUUUUCCAUGCAUAGGUCUAAUAAUAUUAAAAAUGUUAGUGAAGUAUGGGAAUUUAUAGGAAUGUGUCUCUGCUUCCAGUUUAACAGUUGCCAGAAGAACUGUGCCUCUCCCAAAACUGAUUUUGAUCUAAUGACGUGCAAGUUGUAGUCAUAACCUCGCCAUACAUGUAGGACUUAAGAAAAAGAAAGGACAAAAGUCAGAUUUUUCAAACAGAAGCAAGAUGGGAAGUGUUCAAAUGAGGAAUUCAAGACCCUGCAAACUCUCCUUCCCAGUAUUAAAGAAUGACAUAGGAACUGUGUUAUUCAACAGAAGCCAAAAAAUGAAAAACUACAAUAAAGGACAACAGCAACACAAAUUGAUGAAUAUUCUGUAUUUCCUCCUCUGUAGGAAGAUGAUAUGGCCUUUGGAAAACCUACAAAGUAAGGCAACCCUUCUUUCGUGCAUUAGUUAUUAUGAAUUAUCUUCACUAUUUGAACAGUGGAAAGCAAACUUGAGUUUGCUGUCAGCAGUUGGUUGAUAAAAGAAGCAAGAAUAUUUAUUCAUCAAUUUUUAUUAUUGUCAACAGAGGUUACAGCAGUAUUAUUGCUGCGGAGCGACCGUAGGGAGCGAGCAGCAACAUAAUCAGGAUUUAAGGGAAAUAAUAUAAGGGGCGACGAAUUCUCGAAUUCAUCACUUUUUACCACAAUGCAUUGCAUUUAACCACACUUUUUACCACAAUGCAUUGCAUUUAACCAGAGUGCAUUGCACCACGAACAAGUCAAAUAAAAACACUGGGAACUUUGCAUCGUUCGCUGCCCAGACUCAGAGUUUUCUUUGUAGCAAAUUUUCUAGAUGGUCUUACCAAAUUUAAGACACGCAGGAGUCUUUCAGAUGAGUAUGAUGGUUAACUUGGGGAUUGGAUUUCAAUUCAAGAGCCUUUGACUCGUCCAGGUGUUAAACCUGACGAGAAGAUGAGUAUUUGCUCUUCGACUCCGCAACACGGGGGAUAUACAAAUUCCAGCUUGCUAGAAUGUGAUGUGAAAGUGAGAAAAUGUCGUGCCAUGCUAUUCUUAAGAACCUGUAUGAGCCGAAAAUGGAUGUGAUUUUGACCAUUCGCUUCAACAUAACAGCGGAAAUCGAGAUAACAAAACAUAUGUUUUGUGUCCUACGUUGCAGACGAGGACGUGUAUCGGCGUUUUGAAAAGCAUAAUUAUGUUCUUUCAUUCAUUCAUUGCCAUGGAUUGGAAUAUGCGUUUACAUUGCUUUUUUUGCUCGAUUAAUGCGGCUGGCGAUCAUCUUGCCGGCAGAAGUUUCACGGAAAAGGAAUUAAAUUAAAGACUUUUCCCAAAAUUGCGUAAUCAGUCUCUGUAGUGUAGUGGUGAAAUGUAGUCGAGUCAAGCCGAUGGUGCCAGGUUCGGGUCCUACCGAACUCUUUUUUUCCUUCUUUCUUUUUUUUUUCUGUUUUUUGUGUUGUUGUUUUCUAUAAAUAUAUAGCUAAAUAACUGUUACUUAAUAAAGUGCAAUAAACAGCAAGAAAAGUAUCAUGUUUCCAGAGAAAAGAUAGUACACCCUAUAUUAAAUAUAUGGAUAAACAAUCUGAAUUUCUAUCAUUUCCUACAAUUUACUGUGGGAAAACCAGAGUUGAUAACCACUUGAUCAUUUUUUAAACAACGUUCCCACAAGUUCUUUAUAUAGACUGAUAGUAAUUAUUCUAGUACGUACUUUCCAACAUGUAAAUAGGACAUUCAAUGUCAUUUUCGAUUCUUUUAAGUCCCACUGCCUAACUAAUGGCAGUAUCAACAGAAUGUACUGCAGCGUUACUAUCUUUUAGAUACCCUAGUUAUUGUUAUAUCAUGUGACCUUGCAACAGAUAAUGGAAGCAAGUGACUGUUCUUGAGGCAAACAAGCUAUAUAUAUUUAGUCCAGCAAAAGUGUGAAGUUUACAAAACAGCUGACAAUGAACAUGAUAAUGUGAAAUGAAGUUGAUAAAACAAUAAUGUUUGAUGCAAUUACCUGGUAUACAGGUUCUGGCGUUUAAAUCCAGCAAAAGUGUCAAGUAUGCAAAACAGCUGGGACAUAGCCAUCUCAUCUGCUUCUGAGCAAUACAAACACAGAAUGGUAAAGUUAGUUUUUAAAUAAUUUAUACUUAAAUUUUAUAAGAGAGACAUACAUGUUGUAGGUAUCAUCAUCAUCAUCAUCAUCAUCAUUAUCGUCUUUAUCAAUAUCAACAUCAUCAUCAUCAGAUCAUCAUCAGAUCAUCAUCACCAUCAUCAUCAUCAUCAUCAACAAAAAUAUCAUUAUCAUCAUUAACAUGAUAAUUAUCUUUAUCAUUGCAACUGAUGAUACAGUGCAUACAUGGUGUCAAAUUUCUGAGUGUUUGUUUAUUGCUGCCUAUUUAUUCUGCCUUUUGCUCUGUACAGCACAACCUCUGCUGUGACAACUGCCACUCCCAUGUAGCCAUGGCUCUGAAUUUGAUGCAGUACAACAGGUCAUCAUCCUGGAAUAUGGUCAAGCUGUGUUUCUUCAUGUUGAUUUAUGGCAAAUUCACCAGGUAUUUCGUUGAUAAGUCAUGUCCACUGUGAUCAAAAAUAGCUAGCGCAUACCUGUGAUCAAUCCCAUCUUUUUUUCGAAGACACAAACAAUGUACUUGAUCGCCAAACAGCUAAAGAACAAUUCGAUUGUUCGUUAAUAUUAAUAAUGAAGUUUUACCUUUUUCUAUAAAAUUCUAACAUUAUUGUUGUUGAUUUUGACUUGCAGUUUGGGAGGAUUCCUGAAGACAUGGGUUCCUUUCACUGUAAUUGCAGUUGGAAUUAUUCUCUUAAUCAUUCUACUGUGAUCAUUCUUCCACUUCCCUGGUGUACAUCAAUAAAUUAAUUAUUAUUGCACUUGUAGGUAUCAUGACCAUAAUUAUAGUGAAAGCAUUGUUGUCCACUUUUAUAUAACGUGUACAUGCAUAUUAUGUAUGGCUGCAGGAGUUAAAAUAAGAAUUUAUUUAGACAAGAUUUGUUCAUGUUCAAACUGUCUUUGACUACAAAUCCAAAAAUGUUAAUCAACAAGUUGCCCAUCAUCAGCUGACAGGAGCCAGUGAGCAAGCUCUCCACUAGGGUGACAGUCACAAGAAAUCAUGCAAAAGCAGAAAAGUGUGAGGGUUUGCAACGGUGUUUGAUAAAUAAUUUAUUUUCAUUUCUUGCCCUAAAUUGAGAUCUUGCUCACAGGCUAAGCUGACAGCUUUUGAUUGGUUUCAGUGUAUACCACAAUCUUCUCGGUCCAUUGCUAAUCUAUUUUCUUACCACUGGAAACAAAUCAGCAAGUUUUAUGGUAGAGCUUCAUUAAACUUCUAGAAACAACUGAACUGCAUAGCUGUACCAAAGAGUAGUAGUGGUAAUUUUCUUGUGGUGGUAGUACACUUUGCAAACGUUUCGUCUUUGAUUUGAAGAGUAGGAUUUCAAUUCAAUUAUUAUUAAUUAUUAUUAUUUUUUAAUUUUUUUUAUUAUCAUUAUUUUUUUAUGUAAUUAGUGUGCUUUAAAUGUCAGUUCACUAAAUUAUACAUGCUGCACUGGCUAGAGUGUCUGACAGUUAAUAGCUUAGAACACUAGUACAGUAAAAACCCGUGUAUAAGAACCUAGAAUUUAAGAACCUGUUAGGCUAAAAUUUCCACUUUAAACCCCCUUUUCAUAAGAACCUAUUUAGGCUAAAGUUUUUUAAAUAGGUUCUUAUUUUGCAAAAAUGAAGGCACAGAUGAAAAUACAGAAAAAAUCAUUUUAAGUUUAGGUGUUAGUCAGUAAGAUUCAAAAUGUAACACUACAGCAUUUUAUGGACACUGUGAGCAUGAAAGACAUGCAUGCUAAUACUUAGGAAAGAUAAAUUUACUGUAAGGUUAUCAUGUAAACUGUAUUCUGGAUAAUUAUUUAACACAGCAAUAUAUUCCAUAUCACAUAAUUUUGCCUUGUAGUAGUUAUCUGUGCUGAUCGCUAGUGCCCCUAUCGAAUUGAGAACCUAUUUUUAGGCUACUUAGUUUCUUAAAAGAACCUAAGUAGCCUAAAAUCCCACUAAAUACCAUUUCUAUAAGAACCUAUUUAGGCUAAGUUGGAAAAAUCUAGGUUCUUAUAUGCGGGUUUUUACUGUACAACUGUAGUAAAGAGUUAAUUUUAAAAAGAUGAUAUUGAAUUAUGAUUUGUAGUUUUGGGUGCAAUUACCGUAAAAUUCUGAAAAUAAGCCCCAGGGCUUAUAUUUUUCAAAGGCCCCUUUUUGAGGGGCUUACACUUGGAGGCGCUUAUGUACGUAGGGAAAUUUGCGUUUAAAAAUCGAUUAAGCUAGCCUUAUUCUUGGUAGGAAAUUUACCGUUUUUGCUUUGUUUUACUUUGUAUUUGAGGGCAAUUUCCAAGUACGAGCCCCCUGGGGGGCUUAUAUUUGGAGGGGCGAUUUAACAGAGGAUUUUUGUGCGUUACGAGUUUGGGGGGCUUAUAUUUUGAUACAUGCAGGGGAUUAUUUUCGGAAUUUUACGGUAUGCUGUAGAUUGAUCAAUUUUGCUGUCCAUAGAAGUUUAGAACCUUAUCCUGAAUGACAGGUGUGCAAGGGGAAAAGGCAAGGGAAGAGGGAGAGAGAGAACUUCUUUCAUCCCCUCUCCCCACCCCUAUCAUUUUUUUUCCUUUUGACUUUUCUAUGUUCCGUUUCCACUAUCUGAGCGGCAUCAUAAGAAUCUGAUCAGUGAGGAUCCGAUAAUCAAGAGUAAUUCUAGAAAUGUUAUCCAAACUUUUAAAACUGACCUAAGUCCUUUUUCUAUUGAUUUUAAAAAAUAAUAACAUUUACUAUGCGUUUUUGACCAAGCGUGAGGUCAAGAUGGCUGGAUAUCGGCCAAGUUAUUUAUUUCGUUUUUAUAUACCGAGACGAAGCAAUAACAUGCAACAGGGUGUACAAACAGACGCAACAUGUUACAUCAAACAAUGUUGGAAGUUGUUGGCCAACAAUGUUGCAUCCGUUUACAUGGGGCUUAACUAAUCGACCAACCCAUGCAGAGAUUAGAUAAUCCUCCCAAAUCGGCAAUUUAAGGGUCUGCUAUACUCUACCAGUGGUCUGUCUUGACCUCUUCAUAGGCUGCGUGCCAAUGGUGUUAUGUGUGCGUUUUUUGUGGUUGUUUGUUGGUUUGUGUUGUAAAUUUUUGACAAGCUGGGAUGCCCAAGGAUAGGAACAAAUUAGCGGAACAAUUUAAAGAAAACA
Molecule: messenger RNA, 7030 nt
Organism: Porites lobata
Lineage: Eukaryota; Metazoa; Cnidaria; Anthozoa; Scleractinia; Poritidae
Source: the annotation of a GenBank genome assembly